ACUUUCUAUUUUAAUUGUAGAUUGACUUUUCUCUUAGAUGGAACUCUCUUCUGAUUUCCUUGAUGUCAUUUGAAUGGGAUUUAUCAAUUUUCUUUUGCUGUUCUUUAAUAUUUGGUAGUUAAUUUUUCUUUUCUUUUCUUUUUCUCUUUAAUUUGGUCAGAUUUUGUAAUCAUCUUUAUGACUUGAAUACCCCAUAGACUUAGAUUUAUAAGAAAUACUUGUUGACUUACAAAUUAGUUGUCUUCCUAUCCCUUGUAUUCCUGUUUUUUAAACAAAACGACUUGUUCUAAUCCUUUUUUUUGAGUAAUUCCAAUUUCCAGCUAGUAAUGGAGAAAUCUCUCUCGAAUAACAAAUGUAUUAUUCAGAUCAAAUUUCUGCUUUGCAUUGUUGUUCUGACAAUCUUCCAAUCGAUGUCCUUCAAUCUUGCCUUGGCCUUGGGGAACGAAACCGACAGACUAGCUUUACUUGCCUUGAAGGAUCAGCUUGUUGAUGGUUCUCUUGGAGCUCUACUUUCAUGGAACGCUUCUCUCCACUUCUGUGAGUGGCAAGGUGUUCGAUGUGGUCCGCAGCAGCAGAGGGUAAUCAGUUUGAAACUGAAUAGCAUGAAAUUAGGUGGCUCCAUAUCUCCUUCAAUCGGAAAUUUAAGUUUCCUUCGAGAGGCUAACCUAUCUGAUAACAGCCUGCAAGGACAAAUCCCCAGGGAAUUUGGGCAGUUGAGGCGGCUUCGUUUUCUAAAUUUAAGUUACAAUAAUCUCCAAGGUAACAUCCCCAUGGAGCUCACCAAUUGCUCAAACCUCCAAUUGAUUAAUUUAAAUCACAAUAGCCUUUCUGGAAAAAUUCCAUUCAGCUUUGGUGAUGAUAAUAUGAAGAAUCUCACCAGACUCUCUCUUGCAGACAAUAAUUUGAUUGGGGGUAUUCCACCUUCCUUGGGAAACCUUUCUUCAUUGGAUUAUCUGCAACUUGCAGGAAAUCAUUUGGAGGGAGCUAUACCCAAUGCUUUAGGGAGAAUAUCAAACUUGAAAAUACUUGUCAUUGGUCAAAAUAACCUAUCCGGUACUAUUCCUUCUUCAAUUUACAAUCUUUCCUCUAUGACAUAUAUUGACAUGGGUGCAAAUAAAUUAUCUGGGGACCUUGCACCUGAAAUAGGUUUUGCUUUUCCAAAGCUUGAAAUACUGUAUAUUGGAGACAACCAAUUCACUGGAACAAUUCCAAGAUCAGUAAUUAAUAUCUCUGGCCUGCAACAGUUUGACAUCCAAACAAAUGGUUUCAGUGGAUCAGUUCCUGACAAUAUGGGAAACCUUCAGAAUCUUGAACUGUUUACCAUAGACUAUAACCACCUUGGAAUUGGAAAUGCAGGAGACCUGGAUUUUCUUUCUUCUUUAAUCAACUGCAGUCAGUUGACACUUUUAGCCAUCCAUGAGAAUAGAUUAGGCGGGGUGUUACCAGAUUCUGUAGCUAAUUUAUCAACCAAGCUUGAUCUUCUUUAUAUGGGAGGGAAUCGGAUUUCCGGAACUAUUCCUGAAGGCAUUGGCAAUCUUGUCAAGCUCACACAGUUUCAUAUAGGGAUAAAUUUGUUUACAGGCAACAUUCCUACUUCCAUUGGAAAGCUUCAAAAUCUUGGACGAUUUGACCUCUCUGUGAAUCGCUUUUCUGGUGAAAUCCCAUCCAGCAUUGAUAUUGGUAACUCGAAGAAUCUUGUAGAAUUACGAGUUGAUAACAACAAUUUCACAGGUGAAAUUCCUGAGAGACUUGGUGAGAUUUCUGCAUUAAGAAUCUUGCACAUGCAGGGAAACGACUUUCAAGGUAGCAUUCCUCUAUCUUUUGGCUUUCUAAGAGGGCUUGAAAACUUGGAUCUCUCUGGUAAUAAUUUGUCUGGCGCAAUACCAGUUGAUCUUCAAAACCUUCCAUUUUUAGUGAGUUUAAACCUUUCUUUCAACCAAUUAGAGGGUGAAGUUCCACAAAAAGGAGUUUUCAAAAAUACUAGUGAAUUUUCCAUUGUUGGAAACAAAGAGCUUUGUGGGGGAAUUCCUGAAAUAAAACUCCCAAAAUGCAUCAAUGAGGAAGCAAAGAAAAAAGGAAAAGUUUUGUCAACCAAAGUCAUUUUUAUUUUCACCAUUGGAAUUCCACUUGCCUCAAUUCUGGUUGUGCUUCUUGUUUUCCUUUGUUGGAGAAAAUGCUUUGGAAGGAAAAAUAUCCCUGUGCCUUUGCUGCCUGUUGGCUACUUGCGAGUAUCAUACAAGGAACUUCUUCGAGCCACAAAUGGUUUCGCAUCCUCCAACUGCAUUGGUAGUGGCAGUUUUGGCUCUGUAUAUAAAGGAAUUCUUCACCAACACAAAAACCCCGUUGCAGUGAAAGUGUUGAACCUUCAAAACCUUGGGGCUGUAAAGAGUUUCACGGUUGAAUGUGAGGCUCUAAGAAAAAUUCGACAUCGGAAUCUUGUCAAGUUGAUAACUUCUUGCUCAAGCAUUGACUUCCAAGGCAUUGAUUUCAAAGCUCUGGUUUUAGAAUUCAUGCCUAAUGGAAGUUUAGAUAGCUGGCUGCAUGAUCAGCAAUAUGAUCAGUCACGCCAUUUGAGCUUUGGUCAAAUGUUGGACAUAGCUAUAGAUGUGGCCAAUGCGUUGGAUUACCUUCACCACCAUUGUGGAAUGCUGAUUGUUCAUCGCGAUCUAAAGCCAACCAAUGUUCUUCUAGAUGAUGACAUGGUUGCACAUGUCAGUGAUUUUGGGAUGGCUAAGCUCCUUUCUAGUGCUGCAAGUUAUAAUCCGGGUAGCGAGCAAGCAACUUCCUCAGUCAUCAAAGGAACAAUUGGUUAUCUCGCCCCAGAAUAUGGCAUGGGUGGUCCUACCUCUCCCCAAGGCGAUAUUUACAGCUAUGGAAUUCUCCUCUUGGAGAUGAUCACUGGAAAGAGGCCAACAUAUGACUUGUUUCAUGAUGGCUUAAGCCUUCAUAAUUUCUGUAAGAUGGCAUUGCCAGAACAAUUGGAGGAGAUUCUAGAUGUUCGAUUGCUUCAACAAAUUAAUGAGACGAACAUAGAUGGCGAAAUAUGGGAGUGUUUGGUUUCUUUCACUCGAGUCGGUGUUGCGUGCUCUAUAGAUGCUCCCGUUGAGAGGAUGAAGAUUGAAGAUGCUAUCACAGAGCUACAUGCAAUUAAGGCAAGAUUCCAUGCACAGAAACAAGUUGUUCCAUAAAAGGGGAUAAAAGAUAUAUAGGCAGCACCAAACGAUGAAGAUUAAGAUAUGAUCGAAUUUCAUCGAAUGAUGGAUUAAAUUUAUCAUUUUUAAUGUGUAAUUUUUUAAAUUUUAAAGUAUAUGUAUAUAUGUCACAGGCUUGAGUCUUAAGCUGAGACACGUGCCUUAGCUUUUCGUGUGCUCGCGUGAGCCGUGACACGUGCACGAACUUCAAGAAAUAAUUGUUGGACCUAAUAUAAUCGCUUUAGAAGCUAAGACAAGAAAUUUCUCAAGACUUCGGAUGUGUUUCAACCUCUAUUCGUAAUUGGUAAUGUAUAUACAAAAGUUGUAAGGAAACUGCAACUAGGGGAGUAGGAAAUGUUUUGAGGGGACAAUCGCUUGCCUACCAUCUAGACGUGGCCACUUUGCCCAGUUCCACCUUUGCUGGCGGUCUAGAUCGUCUAAUAAU
Molecule: messenger RNA, 3636 nt
Organism: Durio zibethinus
Lineage: Eukaryota; Viridiplantae; Streptophyta; Magnoliopsida; Malvales; Malvaceae
Source: RefSeq, a predicted model, not a curated record